Messenger RNA from Terrapene triunguis (Three-toed box turtle), 1943 nucleotides. RefSeq names its product lysyl oxidase homolog 3B-like. Gene Ontology annotation, molecular function: protein-lysine 6-oxidase activity. The transcript has 12 exons. Gene Ontology annotation, cellular component: membrane. Gene Ontology annotation, biological process: inflammatory response; peptidyl-lysine oxidation. The coding region runs from base 90 to 1943 and encodes 617 amino acids. Lineage: Eukaryota; Metazoa; Chordata; Testudines; Emydidae. The record is from RefSeq and is a predicted model, not a curated record.
GCGAGCGCAGGCCCCGCGAAGCAGCCCCGCAGCCCUUCGCCCGCAGCGCCGCCCGGCCGGGACAGGGGCGCUCCAGGCCCAUCUCAGCCAUGAGGAGCAGCAGUGCCCGGGCAUGGCAGGAACUACUGGCCCUGCUCUGCAGCGUCUGGCUCUGGGUGGGCGCUGCCCAGCGCACCGGGCCUACGCCCACGGCGCAGAGCCAGGGCCCCAAGCUGAAGUUCCGCCUGGCCGGGUACCCCCGCAAGCACAACGAGGGGCGCAUCGAGGUCUUCUACAAUGAGGAGUGGGGCACCAUCUGCGACGACGACUUCACGCUGGCCAACGCCCACGUGUUGUGCCGCCACCUCGGCUUCGUGGCCGCCACCGGCUGGGCCCACAGCGCCAAAUAUGGCAAAGGCGUUGGGCGGGUCUGGCUGGACAAUGUGAACUGCGGGGGCAGCGAGAAGAGCAUUGCGGACUGCAAGUCACGGGGCUGGGGGAACAGUGACUGCAGCCACGAGGAGGACGCGGGCGUGAUCUGCAAGGACGAGCGCAUCCUGGGCUACGUGGACUCCAACGUCAUCGAGGCCGAGCAGAACCAGGUGGAAGAGCUCAGGCUGCGGCCUGUGGUCUCGGGCGCCAGGAAGUGGCUGCCGGUGACGGAGGGCGUGGUGGAGGUGCGCUACAAGGAGGGCUGGGCGCAAAUCUGCGACGAGGGCUGGAACCACAAGAACAGCCGCGUGGUUUGCGGGAUGAUGGGCUUCCCGGCCGAGAAGAAGAUCAACAGGAACUUCUACAAGCGGUUAAAGCGAGCAGCCAAGAUAAAGAGCCGGAGUCCAGGGCCGGGUGCAAGGCUGGUCUCCAAAGCUCGCCCCAAACACAAGCCCAGGGAGGACUUUGGGGUCCCCAAGAGGUUGUACCUGGAACGGCAGCAGCUCAGCUACCGGCUGCACUCGGUGGCCUGCACGGGGAACGAGGUGCACAUCUCCAUGUGCCCCUUCGAAUUCUACAAGGGCAAUGCCACUGCCACCUGCAAAGGCGGGAUGCCCGCUGUGGUGAGCUGCAUGCCAGGGCCCCUCUUCACCACUGGCAGUGCCCCAAAGAAGAAGCAGCAGCGGCAGCAGCGGCAGCAGGGCCAGCAGCGCGUCCGGCUGAAGGGCGGUGCCAAGGCCGGGGAAGGCCGGGUCGAGGUGCUGAAGAACAGCGAGUGGGGCACUGUCUGCGAUGACCGCUGGAACCUGCUGACAGCCAGCGUGGUGUGCCGUGAGCUGGGGUUCGGCAGUGCCAAGGAGGCUCUGACGGGAGCACGCAUGGGCCAAGGGAUGGGUCCCAUCCACAUGAACGAGGUGCAGUGCACAGGCUCGGAGAAGUCGCUGUGGAGCUGCCCCUAUAAGAACAUCACGGCGGAGGACUGCAAGCACUCUGAGGACGCCGGGCUCCGCUGCAACAUCCCCUACAUGGGCUACGAGACCACGAUUCGCCUGAGCGGGGGCCGGAGCCGCUUCGAGGGGCGGGUUGAGGUGGCGCUGGGCACUGGGAGCAGUGGGCGCCCCGCCUGGGGCCUGAUCUGUGGCGAUGGCUGGGGAACCCUGGAGGCCAUGGUGGCUUGUCGCCAGCUGGGCCUGGGAUUCGCUAACCAUGGCUUACAAGAGACGUGGUACUGGGAUGCCAGCAACGUGACGGAGAUGGUGCUGAGCGGCGUGAGGUGCGCUGGCCACGAGAUGGCGCUGAGCCACUGCCAGCACCACGGCAACAGCCUCAACUGCAAGAAGACGGGCACCCGCUUCGCUGCCGGGGUCAUCUGCUCCGAGAGUGAGCGGGGGGCGGGGGGCUCUCGGUCACCCUGGCCCCGCCUACUAGCAACUCACAGUGUGUCACGUGGGCUGCAGGUUGAAAACCACAGCACCCCCCACCCCAAAACUGCCCACAGUCCCCUAUGUCCAGCGCCCUCGCCCAGAUCCUAA